Aspergillus uvarum CBS 121591 is the source of this 1140-nucleotide messenger RNA. RefSeq lists its product as uncharacterized. The transcript has a single exon. The coding region runs from base 1 to 1140 and encodes 379 amino acids. Gene Ontology annotation, molecular function: protein binding. The record is from RefSeq and is a predicted model, not a curated record. NCBI's taxonomy places the organism in Eukaryota, Fungi, Ascomycota, Eurotiomycetes, Eurotiales, Aspergillaceae.
AUGUCUGAAACCCCAGCCAGCCAUCGAAUGCCCGCCGAGUUGCUCCUCGAAGUCGCCAAGUGGAUGGACAAUCAAACGCUGCUCCGGCUUUCCCGCACCUGCACAAGCUUCAAGGGUGAAUUCAGGGACCAGCUACGGAAAAGAGCCAUCGAGUAUGCCGUGCCCACGCUCAACCCGAGCUAUUGGAGGCAUGAGUCGGUCAACGCCGCCCGGCAAUCGCAGGGCCGGAGCGACGAGAUCUCCGCCAGCACCCGCUCCACCCUCGCCCGCUUGUACAGCGACGUGAUCUGGGAGGGCUUGCGGCCUGAAUACGCGGCCUUUCUGCCGCGCCAGCCCCUCUACGACGCCAUCCGGCGGAGCCAAUACGAUACCGUCGAUCGGCUGCUGCGUGGCGGCGGCGUGGAGGUUGCCAAUGGCCAGAACUUCUGGGACGAGCCAAUGCUGCACAUCGCCGUGGGGCUCGGGCGCGUAGAGGCCGUUCGCCUGCUCCUGCAGCACGGGGCAGACCCCAACGUCGAAGAUAAGGAGCAAAUGCGGGCCCUGGACAUAACACCGCCGCGGUGCGCGCACGCGGCGAUCUACCGCCUACUCGUGGACGCCGGGGGUGUUCCCAGUUCUCUGCACAUGUUUGGGAUGUAUGUUUUAAACCUCAAGGGCGGGGCGUGCCUCUUGCUCGACGUGAUCGAGAAUGUACGAGGCACAGGCCGCUACGAGCCCCAGUGGUGGGUGAUCCUCGUCAGCGCCAUUCACGGCGAGUACCGGAACUUCCUGGAGGAGAUCUUUGAUCAUCGACCCGAGCUGUUGCAGCUCUCGCGCGAGGACCUCGUCCAGCAGAAGGUCACACUGUUUGAUAUAGCUGUCAAGCUCGCCCGGUUUCGGAUCGCCGCGCUUCUCGUGCAAAAGGGGGUCCCUCUGCACGACGCGCCGGCGGAUUACUAUUUCAACGACGGCAAGAUGAGACGCAUCCAUGUUCCAUAUAGGGAAGUGUGGAAGGCGUUGUUUACCCGGGCUCCGGGGGUGCUGCUAGACCCUCUGCUCGAGCGUCCAGAGCUGCACGACUACGAAUUCAAGGACGCCAUUCGUGAGAGAGCGAUUGAGUUGAAUGGACUUGGCUCAUCUGUUCAAACCACCAGGAUGUAG